GCUGCUGUGUGGGUUUCUUUACACUUCCUCCCCGCCAGCCCGCCUGGGAAAGUGGGUUACAGAGGAAAGGAGCUCAACUCAGACACUGGCAAAGGAGCAUCCAGCCCCAGACAGACCGGAGAACACCCUCCUUCUGCAGCCUUCUCUUCAUCUUUUCUAGAGGGUUUUAUAUUUGUACUCUCUCAUUGGAAAUUGUGUUCCUUCGACUUUUACCUCCCUUGCUUGGGUUUUAUGAGUGCUUUGUUAAGUCGUAGAGGGAAAAGAGACUGAGCCAGGGAGACGAACAGAGAGAGACAAAGUGGAAAGGACCACAAACUGGCCAAGCCCGGUCUACCUUUGCUGCUGAUGAAAGCCCUCCGUUUGUAAAACCCCGUCGGCUGCACCGCACAGCACGCGCACGCACACCCUGAGCACACGACCCGCACCUCCGCGUGGCCACCAUGGUCGGCAGAGUUCAGCCUGAUCGGAAACAGUUGCCGCUGGUCCUACUGAGAUUGCUCUGCCUUCUUCCCACAGGACUGCCUGUUCGCAGCGUGGAUUUUAAUCGAGGCACGGACAACAUCACCGUGAGGCAGGGGGACACGGCCAUCCUCAGGUGUGUUGUAGAGGACAAGAACUCGAAGGUGGCCUGGUUGAACCGUUCUGGCAUCAUUUUUGCUGGGCAUGACAAGUGGUCUCUGGACCCCCGAGUUGAGCUGGAGAAACGCCAUUCUCUGGAAUACAGCCUUCGAAUCCAGAAGGUGGAUGUCUAUGAUGAGGGUUCCUACACGUGCUCUGUUCAGACACAGCAUGAGCCCAAGACCUCCCAAGUUUACUUGAUCGUGCAAGUUCCACCAAAGAUCUCCAACAUCUCCUCGGAUGUCACUGUGAAUGAGGGCAGCAAUGUGACCCUGGUGUGCAUGGCCAAUGGCCGUCCUGAACCCGUUAUCACCUGGAGACACCUUACACCAACUGGAAGAGAAUUCGAAGGAGAAGAAGAGUAUCUGGAGAUCCUCGGCAUCACCAGGGAGCAGUCAGGCAAAUACGAGUGCAAAGCUGCCAAUGAGGUCUCCUCGGCGGAUGUCAAACAAGUCAAGGUCACUGUGAACUAUCCUCCCACUAUCACGGAGUCCAAGAGCAACGAAGCCACCACAGGGCGACAAGCUUCCCUCAAAUGCGAGGCCUCGGCAGUACCUGCGCCGGACUUCGAGUGGUACCGGGAUGACACCAGGAUAAACAGUGCCAAUGGCCUUGAGAUCAAGAGCACGGAGGGCCAGUCCUCCCUGACAGUGACCAACGUCACUGAGGACCACUAUGGCAACUAUACCUGCGUGGCCGCCAACAAGCUGGGGGUCACCAAUGCCAGCCUAGUCCUUUUCAAGCGUGUAUUACCCACAAUCCCCCACCCCAUUCAAGAAAUUGGCACCACCGUGCACUUCAAGCAAAAAGGACCUGGGUCGGUGAGAGGAAUCAACGGAUCCAUCAGCCUGGCCGUACCACUGUGGCUGCUGGCAGCUUCUCUGCUCUGCCUUCUCAGCAAAUGUUAAUAGAAUAAAAAUUUUAAAAUAAUUUAAAAAAAAAAAAAACACACAAAAAUGCGUCACACAGGAUACAGAGAGAGAGAGAGAGAGCGAGAUGGGGGGAGACUGUUUAUUUCACAACUUUGUGUGUUUAUAAGUAAAGGGGGAACUACGGAAGAAGAAAACACGACAUUUAAAACAAUUUUCAAGUCCAUCAGUAAACAUUGGAGUGGGAGUCAGGGUGGGAAAGUCCUACCAGGAUGCGUCGAUCUGAACAGAUGAAUGGUGUCCGAAGACCACGCCGUGCUAAGGACACCCGGGUGUAAAAAUGAGACCCAGGAAGAAGAACCAGAUGGAUGUUAACCCCCUCACACACUAUCCUUCCUUCAUCUUGUUUCAUCCGUGAGGAAAAACAAAACAAAACAAGGUCUUGCCUUUGGUGUGUAUAUUGCCAUCAACUUUUUCUUCUGUUUUUCUCUUGAGCUGACUGGUAACCAUUUUCAGUGGAACCCAAGCUGGAGUCCUGUGUUGAGCCUUUAUGGGGCUUUUCUGCCUCCACCCUCCCCAACUUUUACGACCCUCUCCUCCCCCCUCCAGUGUGUUCUAUCUCCCCACAUUCAUCCCAGGAAUCCCCCAUCACUUCCCUUCACGCCCACCACCCCCGCGCUAGUCAUGCCGCAGAUGCUAGGCAGUGCCAUUUUCAUUGUCUCCACUGUGCGUGCUCGCGUCUCUCGCUCUCACGUGGGUGUACAUGUGUGUGAGCGUGUGUGUCUCUCUCAAGCAUGCCAAGGGAAUGGUCCAUGUGUACAUAGACUUCGUGCUGUAGAUACUGUCCCGCCUUGUGAUUGUGAGACGCGGCUGUGGCACGUGGCGGGGGGACGAGGGGGGAAGGAGGCCAGGAGCGAGGCCUUCCCCACCGCGGCUGUCGCACGACAUCAGUGUGUACUCAAACCCAGCUGUGCCCUUUCCGAGCGCAGACCCUCAUCUUUCUCCUAGUCCAAUCAUCAGAACCCAGUCGAGAGUCACUCAGAAUAUCACUGUCAAUGAAAGUGCCUACUAUGGAUGGGGUGAGCAAACAGUAGAGAGGAUCGGUGACGUGGAUGAGGCGACCUAGGAGAGAAGGUUUCUGAUUUCACUCUAGUUCCAGGCCUGAGGGGUUCGCAGCCCCGCUGGGUGUGGCAGGCUGGGUCCUGCUCCGCCGCAGGGGCGCGCAGCGCGUGCUGAGCAAAUCCCCAGACGCAGGAAGGUCUCCGAGUGUAACUCCCAAUGAAAGGGUGAGGAGCCCUGUGUUGCCCCCUCCCUCGUUGUCAAAUAACACUGCAUUCGCUCCAUGAUUCCCCUGAGCAGAGAUUGUUUCGUAUUUCUGGUAAGAUAACAGUGAGAGCCAGCGAAGCAGGAAAAGCGGACCACUGCGCAGGUCCUUCCCCGGGCUGUAGGGGUGCUGACGGUCCAGUGCAAAGCGGUGACCACCGACAGGCACCGGCUGCUGUGCUCCUUUGCAGACUGUGCUGGAUUCUAGGCUAAUACUUGGUUUGGCUGCCCACGCCGGCCCCCUCCUGCCCCGCCGGCCGCUGAUCAUAGUAGUCCCCCUUUAUCCUCGGCCAGGCCUCCAGGAACGGAAUGAUCUUCCGAUUUCCCGCUCACUUUUGGCUUCUAGUCUCCUGGAAAAGAUACAGUGGGGAAUUCGCUGUUUAAGUCUACAUCCACAAGCAUCAUCUCGCCAUUAACACUGAACUGUGAGUUAGUAUCUUAACCAAGAGAGCUGGGGAACGUGUAAUAAUUUACGCAGACAUUGUAUUCUCACCACAUAGCUUGGCAUUGUCACCACACCAGGAAGGAUUGUCUUAGGAAAGGCUCUACGUGGGUAGAUAGCUUUGCCAGGAAACCAACCCUAGGAGGGACAUUGGAAGUGACUCAGUUUAUGAAAAGGACAGAAGAUUAUUAUUGAGGUCGUAAUUGAAAAUAUUUUAGCAAAGCCAAAUAUGGUACCUCACCAAGAUUUGAAACCUGGAAAAUAGCUGUUCUGUGAUAUAAAACAGGAAACGUCUUAACUGC
Molossus molossus (Pallas's mastiff bat) is the source of this 3554-nucleotide messenger RNA. It is a transcript of the gene LSAMP, whose product is annotated as limbic system associated membrane protein. Gene Ontology annotation, cellular component: neuron projection; plasma membrane. The transcript has 9 exons. The coding region runs from base 441 to 1526 and encodes 361 amino acids. Gene Ontology annotation, biological process: homophilic cell-cell adhesion. NCBI's taxonomy places the organism in Eukaryota, Metazoa, Chordata, Mammalia, Chiroptera, Molossidae. The record is from RefSeq and is a predicted model, not a curated record.